This is a messenger RNA of Camellia sinensis, 315 nucleotides long. The record is from RefSeq and is a predicted model, not a curated record. Lineage: Eukaryota; Viridiplantae; Streptophyta; Magnoliopsida; Ericales; Theaceae.
AUGAUGAUCAAGCAGAUCGACGACAAUAAUGAUGAAUGCAUCGAUCUCAGCAAGUUUAUCGAACUCAACACCAAAGACAUUGAUUCCGAUGAGGUUUUGGAGAAUCUCGCCGAGGCUUUCUCUAUGUUUGAUAUCGAUAAGAAUGGAUUGAUCUCUGCCGUGCAAUUGAUCAAUAUGCUUCAGAGCCUCGACAAGGAAUGCUCGAUCAGCGAGUGUAAGAAGAUGAUCAGUGGUGUUGAUUGUGAUGGCGAUGGAAUGAUCAGUUUUGAGAUGAAGAAGAAGAAAAAGAAGAAGAAGAGGAGGGAGACGAUAUAG